AGCAGCGUUAGUGCGUUUGCGCGGUCAGAGGUGACAGGCUCCACAGUGCUGGAAUAGUGCAGUGGCUAAAGCUAACCGCUAACAGCGUAUGUAGCUACAUGUGGUGGGUAAAAACGGGAGGCAUCCCUCACCCUAACUCCGCCAAUUUCCCUCCUUUUCACCCCAAACAACUGUCAAAUUCAUCCUCGACGAAAAUAAGGAAUAAUAUCUGUUUACAAUGAAAGGUAGCCGGAUCGAGCUGGGGGAUGUUACGCCCCACAACAUUAAACAGCUAAAACGCCUGAACCAAGUCAUCUUCCCUGUCAGCUACAACGACAAGUUUUACAAAGAUGUUCUGGAAGUAGGCGAGCUAGCAAAGCUAGCAUACUUCAAUGACAUUGCAGUUGGUGCUGUGUGCUGCAGAGUAGACCACUCUCAGAACCAGAAGAGACUCUACAUCAUGACACUUGGUUGUCUAGCACCCUACCGCAGACUUGGAAUUGGUACAAAGAUGCUUAAUCAUGUGCUAAACAUCUGUGAGAAGGAUGGCACCUUUGACAAUAUUUACCUUCAUGUGCAGAUCAGCAACGAGUCGGCCAUCGACUUUUACCAGAAGUUUGGCUUUGAGAUCAUCGAAACAAAAAAGAAUUACUACAAGAGGAUAGAGCCUGCAGAUGCCCAUGUGUUGCAGAAGAGUCUGCGUAGCCCAUGUGCACCACCCAGCGGAGAGCUUCAGAAGGUGGAGUAGUGGCACAUGGAGGACAGAGCACAGAUGUGCUCCCCUACACAGAAACAGAACUGUGGCAAAUGCCCUGGGAUCGACCUGUUCAACACUUUCUUCAAAGGACGCUAAAAAGAAAACAAUUUAAAGUUACAAAAAAAUGCUGCAUUUAUUUUGCAAAGGGAUUACCCUUUGAUUUUGCAUAUUUUAUUGCUCCCUUUUUCUCAUUCCGGUAUUUAAAAAAAAAAAGUUUCCAAAAGGGUUUCUAUUGACAACUUUACCAACUUCAGACAGUUUUAGUCAUGGUAAAGAUGGAGGUUGUGGUGUUUGCAAAUGAUGCUGUUUGUGUUUGAGUUGUUUUUAUGCGGUUAUUCGAGCUAAUGGGAUAUAUCUAUACUGUGGAGCAAAUAAAAAAUAAUAGUUGGUUUGAAACAGUUAAAAAGUGCUUAAAAGAUCAUCACUGACACUGAAUCCCAGCUGGUCAGUGAGUGAGUGGGAUACUUUAAGCCAACAUUGUGGAAAAGUAACCACCCUCUGCCCGGCCACCUGAACAAAUGGAAUCUAUGAGAAACCAUUCCUAUCAGUGUACUGCUACGUCUGGUCCUGUAGGGGGAAAGCAGAAAUGCACCCCUUAUUAUGGACUAGAGGAAGGCUGAACUGUUUUAGGGAAGUGGUGGGAGGUUUUGGUCGCCAGUCAUGUCUGAAUAACUAUUUUCCAGCCUUUUAAUUUAAAUCCCCUUCAACUGUUUCUGUUAAAAACAAUUUUACACCAAGAAGGCAAAGGUUCAGAGGUUCUUCUGGGUUUACUGCCAAGAGGGAAAAAUAUAAAUGAAAGAAACACAAUAUUGCAAUGAAUGUGUACAAUAUCUUGUAAUGAAUGUCUGAAUUAUAACAGGCUGGCUGUUUUGGAUUUGAUUUGGGCUUUACUUUCUGUGGCAGACAAGGGUGUGAAGUAUUUUGAGACACCUGUCAGAACCACCUUGCUAAAAUUGUAUUCUCAAACUCCCUGCCUCAGUCAACCAACCUGUGGUGUUUCAUUAGGUUUUGAGGCUCAUAGUUUCAAAGUUUUGUUUUGGUUCUCUUGACUAAUGCAUCACCCAGAGGUAGCUCUGAUUCCUCUGCAUGCAAGGGGAGGUGUCCUCUCCACUGUAGUACAAGCAUGUUUUUCCUUUCUUUGAAGAAUUUUAUCUUUUCUGGAGCUCUAUAUUGUAAGACUUUUUAACAUCUAAAUAAAUGAAUUACUAUUUGCAGUA
Molecule: messenger RNA, 1953 nt
Organism: Cynoglossus semilaevis (tongue sole)
Lineage: Eukaryota; Metazoa; Chordata; Actinopteri; Pleuronectiformes; Cynoglossidae
Gene: naa50
Product: N-alpha-acetyltransferase 50, NatE catalytic subunit
Exons: 5
Coding region: 218-727 (169 amino acids)
Biological process (GO): mitotic sister chromatid cohesion
Cellular component (GO): NatA complex
Molecular function (GO): acyltransferase activity, transferring groups other than amino-acyl groups
Source: RefSeq, a predicted model, not a curated record